CAGGUUAAACCUUGCCACCUGAAAGAUUUAAACACACGGUUCCUCUGAGACAACCAGAAUUACUGAAUUCCGGAGACGGAAGAUGCUGCUGCUGUGGGAGCAGCUGUUGCUGGUGUCGUUUGUUGGCUGCCUUGCAGAUGGGGAGAGCUCCAGGACGAAGACGAGGAGCGCGGUGUCGGUGCGGGAGGGCCAGGGCGUCGUGCUGCUCUGUGGGACCCCGCCCCGGGCAGGAGACUUGUCAUUUGCCUGGAUCUUCAACGAGUACCCCUCGUUUGUGCAGGAGGACAGCCGGCGCUUCGUGUCGCAGGAGACAGGACACCUGUACAUCGCCAAGGUGGAGCCCUCAGACGUGGGCAACUACAGCUGUGUGGUGACCAGCACGGCCAGCAGCAGCCCUGUGCUGGGCUCCCCCACGCCCCUGGUGCUGCGUACAGACGGUGUGAUGGGAGAAUACGAGCCCAAAAUAGAAGUUCAGUUCCCUGAGACGCUCGCAGCAGCCAAAGGCUCCACUGUGAAGCUGGAGUGCUUUGCUCUAGGAAACCCUGUGCCUCAGAUUAACUGGAGAAGAACUGACGGGCUGCCAUUUCCAAGUAAAAUAAAGCUGAGGAAAUCCAAUGGCAUGAUUGAAAUCCCUAAUUUCCAGCAGGAGGAUGCAGGGCUCUAUGAAUGCAUUACCGAAAACUCCAGAGGCAAAAACAUUGCAAGAGGACGUCUCACUUACUAUG
This is a messenger RNA of Poecile atricapillus (Black-capped chickadee), 725 nucleotides long. Its product is annotated as contactin-3-like. The transcript has 5 exons. Gene Ontology annotation, biological process: cell-cell adhesion; brain development. Gene Ontology annotation, molecular function: cell-cell adhesion mediator activity. The record is from RefSeq and is a predicted model, not a curated record. NCBI's taxonomy places the organism in Eukaryota, Metazoa, Chordata, Aves, Passeriformes, Paridae. The annotation marks the transcript as partial.